Chara braunii is the source of this 1081-nucleotide messenger RNA. The record is from the annotation of a GenBank genome assembly. NCBI's taxonomy places the organism in Eukaryota, Viridiplantae, Streptophyta, Charophyceae, Charales, Characeae.
UAAAGGUGACCGAGCUCGAGGGGCUGCACCAGCCCGGGGGAGCAGACAACCUGCUUGAAAUGGUUGAACCAUGGCUGCGGAAAGAGCGUGAACUGCGACCAAAGAAAGCAGAAGAGUACAAGAAGAAGCAAGAGGAGAAGAAGCGUCUUGAGAAAUCAUCUCCAAGCAAAGCAGCUCAGGAUCGGUUCCCAUCUACCCCGGCGUCCCGUCAAGGAGAGUCGUUAUGGGGUGCAGGAAGACACAUGGCCUUCUAUCGAUGACAAUGGAAGAACACUAAGCCAUCUCCUCUUCUAAUCCAGUUAUUCCUGAGAAGAUUGGGGAGCACACUGACAUCCACUAUUUCAUAGCAGCCGUGCAAUGCGCGGUAAGGUGCGCAGGCAGCCUAACGAUGAAACGCAGGGAACAGCAUUCUUUGCCUGUGGAUGUCUGUGGGGAUCAUUGUGCCCUUGUGGGAUGCAUGUCCACUACUUGCUGGAUACAGCCCCAUGUUUUGUUGUGAUUCUCUCCUCUUAGGGUUUGCUAAACCACCGGCAGUACUUGGCCCAGCUAUUGGCCAUGGGAAAAAAAUAGAGUAGAGACGUUUCUAGUCGGAUGAAUUUGGGCGCUCCUGUAGUGGCCCGUACGUUUUUUAAAUCAUGGAGCGUUAACAGGCACGACUUUAGGAAGUACUGGUGGUUUCAAUAAAUAGACUGCUAAGUUGGGAUGUGGUCAUCCUGGAAGAAAGCACCUUGUGGAAAGGUCUUCUUUGAAUAGAUUUGACAUGUAAUAUGAUCUGUGAUGGGUAGAAAGCUGUUGCAAGUUGCAACACAUCACCAGAUAAUGUGGGGUUGCAUUCAACAACGAAAUGUGCACACACACUUGCAUCCUCCUGAUGAGUCGGUGAAAGUCCAACGAAAGUCUGACACGGUCAUACUUCAUUUUGUUGAGUUGUGUAUAGCGAACAUGACAACACGCACGCAUGCACAAGGUCUGGUUACACAAACGCUCGAUUCUUCCCAUCGGAAGGUUUUAUAUUUUUCGCUUGCUUGACCCGGUUUGGUGCAUGAGAAAUAACAAGAGACAGUAAAUGUGUAAGGACCUG